ACCAGCAUGGCCUCCAACAAACGCAGCGGCGGCUUCAGCCACUACGGCCGCGACCAGCACACCAAGAAGCACCAGCACGCCCCUCACCGCAAUGCGCUGCCCCAUCUCCCCCAUGCGCCCCAGCCAGAGCUCUCGUCCAAGGACAUGCAGACGGGCCUGGUCGCCCUGCUCGACAGGUUUGUCGCCGAGGAAACCAUUGCCGGCGCAGACAAGCAGACGCUCUACCAUGCGCAUGAGCUCCGUCGCCGGCUGUGUGCUCGAGACAAUGGCGAGUCGGCGCAAGCAAAACGCCAACUCGACGAGAAGCGCCCCGACCGCGCAGUCCAGGUGGCUAUCCCCGACUACGUUGAUCGCAAAGUGCGCGCGGCCAAAGACCUGCCUCCCCUCCCCCCUAUCGCCGAGCCCCAUCUCCACGACGCCGUCUUCACCCAUCGCUCCGCCAUCUUCGACCCCAGUAUCCCAGGCUCGACGCUGGGCGAGGACCUCAGCCUAGACUACGAACGCCUCGAGUUGCUGGGCGACGCUUACAUCGAGCUCAUCGCCUCCCGCGCCCUCUACAAUCGCUUCCCCCACGUCGACGUGCCCGAGCUGUGCACGUGGCGCGAACGCCUCGUCGAAAACUCAACCCUGGGCAAGUUCUCCGAAGCCUAUGGGUUUCCCGAUCGCCUGAAGCACCGCACUAUAUGGGACAAGAACUCCAAGCCAUACCGCAAAGUAGUUGCCGACAUUGUCGAGGCCUACGUCGCCGCAAUCGUACUCUCCGACCCGGAAAACGGCUUCGCGACCGCCGAGGCAUGGCUCACGGAGCUUUGGGCCCCGCAGCUACUCGGCUUCAAGGAAAAGAUUAUCGAGAACCCCCAAGCGCGCAAUGAACUCAACAGGCUCAUUCUAGGCAAGGACAUCAAGCUCGUUACCAAGGAAGAGAGGCCUAUGACGUACGACUCGAACGGCAUCCAGUGCUUUCACAUAGGUAUAUACCUCACAGGAUGGGGCUACAAGGACGAGUGGCUCGGCAGCGGCGACGGGCAAAACAAAGUACAAGCCGGCGUGGCAGCCGCAGCCGACGCUCUGAAACGAGACAGUCCCAUCCUGCAAGACGCGAUACGGCAAAAGAACGAGCUCCGGGCUGCGCGUCUGAAAGAGCAAGAAGAAAAAGCCAAGGCCGACGCCCAGGCGCAGACGCACAACGACGACGACCAACAAGCUACUGAUAUCCCAGCAGCAUCCAGCCAUGCCGAGUCAGUAGCCACCACCAUCAAACAAACGACCCCACCCCAAGCCACCCCAGGCACAAAACGCAAAAACCAAGACCCACCCGUUUCACCCGACAAGAAGAAACGCAAAAAGGAAAAAACAAAACACAAAGUCAAAAGCCCAAAACAUCAACAGUAA
Messenger RNA from Exserohilum turcica Et28A, 1392 nucleotides. RefSeq lists its product as uncharacterized. The record is from RefSeq and is a predicted model, not a curated record. Gene Ontology annotation, biological process: rRNA processing; primary miRNA processing; regulation of gene expression. The transcript has a single exon. The coding region runs from base 7 to 1392 and encodes 461 amino acids. NCBI's taxonomy places the organism in Eukaryota, Fungi, Ascomycota, Dothideomycetes, Pleosporales, Pleosporaceae. Gene Ontology annotation, cellular component: nucleus. Gene Ontology annotation, molecular function: ribonuclease III activity; double-stranded RNA binding.